UACACAGUCAGCAUUGUAAUUAUGGUAGUUGGAGUAUUACUUCAGCGACAGUGUAUCAGUUUAGUAUAGAAGACUGGAACGAUAACAGUAAAUUGUAGAAAGAUCAAGUGCAAUACGAAGCUAGUAAAUUUUUGUAUCAAAUUUUGUAAAAUUGCUGAACUGCAAGUAAACCGCUGACAAUUGUUGCACACAUUGCAAAUUGCAUAUGUUUGCCUUAAUUAAGCCAAAGGAAUUUUAAAGACUGAAAGGAAGAAAUAUAUAUAUAUAUAUAUUAGCAUAAAAUUAUAGUAAUUGUGUUUAAAAGUUCUAUAUUCAUAAAUAAAUAAACGAAUUAGUAAUAUUAUGGAGGAACUAAAUAGUAUACUUGAGAAAACAAAAGAUCAAUCCACACAGAAAGAACAGGAUGAGAUUUUACUGCAGCCGUUUACUUAUAUACAGCAAAUUCCUGGCAAACAAUUUCGGUCGCAAUUGUCGUUGGCUUUUAACCACUGGCUGCACAUACCCACAGAGAAGCUGCAUCAGAUUGGAGAGAUUGUGCAAAUGUUACACAACUCUAGUUUAUUGUAA
Molecule: messenger RNA, 567 nt
Organism: Teleopsis dalmanni
Lineage: Eukaryota; Metazoa; Arthropoda; Insecta; Diptera; Diopsidae
Product: geranylgeranyl pyrophosphate synthase-like
Exons: 2
Coding region: 343-567 (74 amino acids)
Biological process (GO): isoprenoid biosynthetic process
Molecular function (GO): prenyltransferase activity
Source: RefSeq, a predicted model, not a curated record